AUGAAUGCAUCGGGGAUAGUUGAGAAUGGUCAAUCCAAGUUUGUCCAGAAAAGGCGAAUUUGGCCAAAAAGUGAGUAUCCCGGGAUGUCCAAAAAUGCGAACAUGCAGGACGCCCAGGUGCAGACGCCCUUCAGACUGCGCCUGACAACUCCACACUCGUUCGGGGAAGUGAUGAUACCAGCUCAAGCACAAAGCGUUUCAAAUGUAGUUGGUCUAGGAGAUGCAGAUCGUUAG
Messenger RNA from Echinococcus granulosus, 234 nucleotides. RefSeq lists its product as hypothetical. The record is from RefSeq and is a predicted model, not a curated record. The coding region runs from base 1 to 234 and encodes 77 amino acids. The transcript is spliced from 2 exons. NCBI's taxonomy places the organism in Eukaryota, Metazoa, Platyhelminthes, Cestoda, Cyclophyllidea, Taeniidae.